GCGGUGCAUGCUAGGUCGCGUCCCGUGGUUACCGUUGCUAUGCGGGGCCUAGCGCCCCCCCCGCAACCAGACUCGCGAUGGGAAAGCAGGCCAUCCCCAUCUACGCCCGGGUGAAGCCGCUGGCGCGGCGGCAGCGGGCGGGGAUUUAUUCCAUUGAAGAAGAUAGAUCCGCAUCCAGUUUAGAGAUUAUUGUGCCACGUGAUUUGGCAGAUGGAUUUGUCAAUAAUAAGCGAGAGAGUUACAAGUUCAAAUUUCAGAAAAUUUUUGAUCAGGAGACAAAGCAAGAUGACAUUUUUGAAAAUAUUGCUAAACCAGUGGCAGAAUGUGCUCUAUCAGGAUAUAAUGGUACUGUCUUUGCAUAUGGACAGACAGGCAGUGGCAAAACUUUUACCAUCACUGGAGGAGCAGAGCGUUAUAGUGAUCGAGGCAUCAUUCCCAGGACCCUGUCUUACGUUUUUCAGCAAUUGCAGAAGGACAGCAGCAAAGUGUACACAACCCAUGUUUCCUACUUGGAAAUCUACAAUGAGUGUGGUUAUGAUCUUUUGGACCCAAGACAUGAAGCCUCCAGAUUGGAGGACUUACCAAAAGUGACAAUAAUGGAAGACCCAGAUCAGAACAUUCAUCUGAAAAACCUGUCUCUUCAGCAAGCAACCAAUGAAGAGGAAGCACUAAACCUUCUAUUCUUGGGAGACACUAACAGAAUGAUUGCAGAGACUCCAGUGAAUCAAGCCUCAACUCGUUCCCACUGCAUUUUCACCAUUCACAUCUCAAGCAAAGAGCCAGGAUCUGCAACUGUCCGACGCUCCAAGCUACAUUUAGUUGACUUGGCUGGUUCAGAGCGUGUUGCAAAGACUGGAGUUGGAGGCCAGCUACUGACAGAAGCCAAAUAUAUCAACCUGUCAUUACAUUACUUGGAACAGGUAAUAAUUGCCCUUGCUGAGAAACAUCGAUCCCAUAUUCCCUACAGGAAUUCUAUGAUGACUUCGGUGCUAAGAGACAGCCUGGGAGGGAACUGCAUGACCACCAUGAUUGCGACACUCUCUUUAGACAAGAGAAACAUAGAUGAAUCAAUAUCAACUUGUAGAUUUGCACAGCGAGUUGCCCUUAUUAAGAAUGAAGCAGUUCUUAAUGAAGAAAUUGACCCAAGACUGAUGAUUGUCCAACUAAAGAAAGAGAUCCAGGAGUUGAAGGAUGAGCUGGCCAUGGUGACUGGGGAGCAAAGAACAGAAGAACUCACCCAAGAAGAGCUACUUCAAUUGGAUGAGCUAAUAAAAAAGUUUCUUGAAGAUACUGAUCGUGAGAGUACACUGGACGUUGGACCUGAUAUGCGCAAGAUCAAAUAUUGUUUUAAUCAUGUAAAGCAACUGAUGAGUCAUGCAAAGAUUCCUGAUAAAAAUCUUCUUGCACCUGACAUCACUGGAGACAAGACUGUUUCAGUGGGGAAAGAGGAAUUGAAGAAACUGAGAGAAAUUCUUCAGCAAAGAGACAAUGAAAUUAAUAUUCUAGUACACAUGUUAAAGAAAGAAAAAAAGAAAGCACAAGAUUCCCUCUUUCAGCUCAGCAUUGGCUCUAGUGAUCAUACAACCCUGGAGAGUUCUCCUUCUGUAAGCUUGGAGGGAGGUGAGAGAACAUCUACCUGUGAUAAUGUAAAAGAGGCAAAACAUUUCAGUCCUUCAGUACACAGAGCUUCUUUUCUUCUCAGGCGAACAGAUGGAUCAGGAGAGAUGUCACUUGGACGUCAGGAGGCUUUUGAAAUUUUCAAGAGGGAUUAUGCUGAUAAUGUGACCAUCGAGGACAACAAACAGCUUCUUAAACAGAGGUUUGCUGAAGCAAAAUCCCUGGGAGAAAAAGUAAAUGAAGUAAGAAAUAAAAUAAACCAUCUGAAAGAAGAGAUAACCCAGCGCCACAUGCAAAGGGCAGCUCUAGGUGUUGCCAGCCCUUCUGAAGAGCUGAAUAAGUCUGAUCCAGUGGAAGAGAAACUUCGAGCACAACUUGAAGAUGAGAAAAAAAGUUAUAAAACCAUGUUCAAUCGUUUGAAAGGGCUGAAGAUAGAGAUUGAACACUUGCAGCUUCUUAUGGAAAAAGCCAAAGUGAAACUGCAAAAAGACUUUGAAAUCUGGUGGUCUGAGGAAGCAAGGAGUCUGCAGGAACAACUGGGAAAGCCACACUUGAGUAAUUCACCAAGUGCCUUGACAACUUCUCCCCAGUGUUUUGAAUCCCAGCAUCAACUGUAUAACAACAGGUUCUCAGAAAGCAAGAGAGCCAAUCCCAAUGAAUACCGUACUGGAGAAAACAGCAUGAGCAACCUGAGUGACUCGGCUUCACAAAUAAAGAUGCCUCGGAGUUCAAAAUCAUCUAUCCCUCUCACUGGAGACAGCCAGGCAGAUGCUGACAUCAUGGCUUUCUUUAAAGCCAGACAGAAUCUCUUGCAAAAGAAAGGCUUGGGGAUCAAGUGAAAUUCAUCUUGACGUUCAAUAUUUCUGCUUUAGAAAUAGUCAAAAGACCUCCCUUCUGCCCCAUUUUUGUAUAUUUAAGAACCGCUCAAAUUGAGUGUUUAGGACCUGCAACAUAAUUGACUGCGAAUAACAAAUGACUCAUGGAUGAAAACAAUUCCAACUUUCUAAGGAAUGUUGUUGAAUUUGUGCAGUCAACAUCUUCAGCAUGAGCAAAGAUCAAGCAAGACUGAAAUGGCUAAACAGGAAGUUCUCUCUUUGUUUAUUUGGAAUUUGACAGUCAUAUUGUAAAGGUCAUAAUUAUCUAAAAAUCUGUAUAACACUUUUCCAUAUCAGCAAUAAGUUAACCGUUUCUUUGUCGCUGAUCACUUUUCUUCAUUUUCGAUGACUGUACAAUGGAAGCUUAAGGAAGAAGUCAUGUGAAAUUCAGCAGUUUUGUCUUCAUGUGUUUGCCUGAGCCAUUGCUGGUUUUGGUUCUGAUAGGUUCCAGAGUAGUUCUAUGCAAAAACAGGAAGUAUUUGGUUUAUAAAAUGUAGGACCUUUGCUGAUGCCAACAAUGCAUUAUUGAUUUCCUUUUUUUGAGAAAAGGCAGUUUUAUGGCUCAAAUUUUGAGAUUGUGUUACAAUAUGAAAAAUGAUCUCUUUAGCAUUGUGACAUUUCAGGAAUUAAAGGUUUCAGAAAAAUGAGGUUUUCACUUAAAUACAUCAGAUUAAAUGUGACGUUCCCCCAAAUGUCCAGACUUGAACAAACAGCAGCGACAUUUCACAGAUUUACAGUGAAACUGAAAUAAUUUUUGCAAAAUGCAAAUUAAAUAUGAAAAUGUAAAUGCAGGUUCAUAUGUUCAUGCAAAUAUUUUGUAUAGCUCUCUACACACUUUGUGUUAUCUUCUUCACAACACCCAGUCUCAAUUCGAGAGUGAGAUUCAAGCAACUCAAAAUAUUUAAAGCACACAUCUAAUUCUUCAAGAUGUACAUGAAAUCACUCUAUUUCAUGAUAGUGCUAAACGUGCACUGCUGAAAUCUGAAGAUGUUUGGUUGUUCAGAUACAAAUACAGAUAACCUGAUUGCCAGGAGCCGUGUAUUCCUAGAAUGUUUUCCUCAACUUGCUGGAAUUAAAUUUUGUAGCAAAUUGAAAGUUAUGCCACAGCAUUCGCGGGAUUGAAAUAUACUUGAAGCUAAAGUUUUUCACUAAACUGGCAAUUAAAAUGCAGUCAAUAAGCUAGUUUUUAAUUUAAAAAGUACUGAGUUUCUCUGUAUUUCAGUUUACUCUAAAAAUCACCCCAGGGUCAAAAUAAAUCAAUAUAUU
Molecule: messenger RNA, 3758 nt
Organism: Alligator sinensis (Chinese alligator)
Lineage: Eukaryota; Metazoa; Chordata; Crocodylia; Alligatoridae
Gene: KIF6
Product: kinesin family member 6
Exons: 22
Coding region: 78-2456 (792 amino acids)
Biological process (GO): microtubule-based movement
Molecular function (GO): ATP binding; microtubule motor activity; microtubule binding
Source: RefSeq, a predicted model, not a curated record